UAUGCUAAAAGGGGAGGGGUGCCAAAGGUAACUAAUUUUUCGUUACAAAUACUUCUCUACUAUUUGAAUUUUUUUUAUCUUCUUAAAUUUAGAAAAAUGCAAACUGUUCAGUGAACCAGAAGAAAAGAGCAGGUGUACAUGAAAGCAGGGGGAUGAGGGAGCCAUGGAGAUAGGAGGUACUGGCCACGGAAUGGGACUCUGGAGCAUAUUAUCUGUGUGUGGAAUCACAAAGUACUAACUCUUCAGAGGAAUAGCUGGAAUCUGGUCCUACCUUGCCAUUGUUUACAGGGGAGAAAAUAGUCCUGAGAUUCACUCAGCUUAGCAGCAGCUGAACCAAAACAAAACCAACCUUUUCUGAUCUCCCUGCUCAGUGCUCUGUUGGCCAUGCUUCUUCCUGAGCACUUGAGACUUCAGAAUUUCCUGUUGUCCCAGCCAGGCUCAUUGUUGAGUGUGCCGGGCCAUGCUUCCUACACCUCAGUUCUUCCCAGUGCAGAGUGUGUGGGUGCAUAUAGAGGCAGCUGGCCUGUCCCUUGCCUAUUUCCUGCUUGCUUCAGGGUAGCAACUUGGAGGCGGAAAACCACAAUGAUGAUACACUGUUUAUAUCCUUUUAAGUGACCCAGUGUCCCUCCUGUUUUGCCAGUUCUCACAUUACCACUGCCUCCAGACCUUCCCCCUCAUAACUUGUUUAAAUAGCAGCCAUGAUUCUGUAUCUCCUUUAUCAGCCCAAACCCAAGUGAGUCACUGAGAGCAUUUAGGAUAGGGAAUCUUCACCAUAAGAUUAGUGGCAGGGGGUGGAGGGAUAAGCCCUUAGUUAGGGGCAUUGUUCUAGGGAAAAAAAUCCUUUCAUUUUCAUUUUCAUCAGGUCUUGUAAGGAGUCUACCACCCUCCCCCAAAGGGACUAUGGAUUUAGAGGAUGGCCUGCAGGUGUGUUUUAGAAAAAUAAAAAUAUACUAACAACAAAACAGAAGCUAGAUGUUUUCUUAUGUUCCAAGCAAUUGUUCAGAUAAACCUAGUAUUUGUACAGCCUCUCGUGUCAUUAGGACAGUGACCAUGGCAGUUGUACACGGAUAGCUGUGAUUUCUCCUCAGCUUGGUAGCCUGAAGUCCACGGAAUUAACACUUAAAGCCCAGGACUUUUGCCCUCUUUUGGAUAGAUACGCAGAUGAUCCCUCCUCUACACAAUGAUACUGGGGCACUGUGAUGUGUGGGAUUGGAGUGGGGGUGAGGAAGAGAGGGAUGAGGGCAUAGUUUAAGGAAGAAUAUUCUUUUGUAGUUAUUUUCACUCCUCCCUCUCAGUUAAGUCCUCCUUGGUCUUUGGGGUUUGUAGAGAUGGCUUCUCUGCCUGGGGAGCUUGGGAGGGCCCUACAGAUUCUGGUUUGAAGGUAGUUUCUGCCCUGACAGUCUGGUCAUCCUGUCUUGCUGGGGAUGAGUUUUCAGGGUUUAGAAUAGAGUUGUGAGUUGGCCUGGCCCAGAGUAGCCUCACAUUUCCUUCUCCCUGCAGGAUUUAGGCAGGUAUUAGUGUGGGAUACAGGUUAUUUACAGGGAGGGGAAAGAAUGCAUUUGCUUAUGGUGGUAGGAAUGGGCUCCUUAUUGGCUUGCUUCUUGGCAAAUCUGCGAGCUGAGAUGCGGCCAUGUGGUAGUGCUCAAGCAGUUUGAGCUCCGUGAAGGCUUUCUUGAAAUGGCUCAAGGCUCUUGGAUUCCUUGUGCCUAGAGAUGGAUACCAUAAGGGAUCCAGUUUGGUUCUGAAUUCUCACCCUGCCUUUUUCCAGACUAUCCUAUCCCUGACUUUGUGGUUCCAUAGGAAGUCAUGGUUGUGGUGGUACCAGUGUGGAUGUAUGUGGCCCCAGAAAAGAAUAGAAAGGGGCACAUUCGGGUUCAGGCUUGGAGCUGUACAAUCAGAACCACCUCAAAGGUCACAAGGAAGAACCCUUAGGAGGAGGAGGAGAGACAGCACUUUAGUAUCUUGGCUUUGGCUCUUUUAUUUUUUUCGGUGGGGAGGGGUGGCAUCUGUAGAACUAUGCUCAAUGUUGGCUCAUACUGGAUGGCUCCCCACUGCUAGACAGAAGUCUGCCUCAGACAGAGAACCUGUUUGGGAGAGGGAAGGAAGCAGGAUGGGAUGGUGACCAUGUCCCUUUGCUGGGGCACCAGCUAGAUUAUCUCAGGCCUCCUUUGCAUAGGAGAUCCUUCUGUCAUCUGCUUCGUGUGCUUGCAUCAGCUCCUGAGCUUUUACAAAAUGGGAAACCCUUCACCUGGAGCCCUCAAGAACAGUGCUACUUCAAGUGACAGUCUGCAGUGAGAGGGGAGGAAAACAGCAUACACCGGAGAAGAAUUCAUUGGUUAUCCUUGUGGUCCUUCCUGGAUGUGACCAGCUUCCUUCUUUGGAGUCGGUGGAAAAUUACACCCUGGUCAUAAAUGAUGAUCAUUGUUUCCUCCUCUCUGAGACUGUCUGGGGAGCUCUCCGAGGUCUGGAGACUUUUAGCCAACUAAUUUGGAGAUCUCCUGAGGGCACGUUCUUUAUCAACAAGACCGAGAUUGAAGACUUCCCCCGCUUCUCUCACCGGGGCUUGUUGUUGGAUACGUCUCGCCAUUACCUGCCACUGACUAGCAUCCUGGACACUCUGGACGUCAUGGCAUACAAUAAAUUCAACGUGUUCCACUGGCAUCUGGUCGAUGACUCUUCCUUCCCAUAUGAGAGCUUCACUUUUCCAGAGCUCACCAGAAAGGGGUCCUACAAUCCUGUCACCCAUGUCUACACAGCACAAGAUGUGAAAGAAGUGAUUGAAUAUGCACGGCUUCGGGGUAUCCGUGUGUUGGCAGAGUUUGACACUCCUGGCCACACUCUGUCCUGGGGACCAGGUUUCCCUGGAUUAUUGACUCCUUGCUACUCUGGGUCUCGUCCCUCUGGCACCUUCGGACCAGUGAAUCCCAUUCUCAAUACUACCUAUGAAUUCAUGAGCACAUUUUUCUUGGAGGUCAGCUCUGUCUUCCCAGAUUUUUAUCUUCACCUUGGAGGAGAUGAGGUUGAUUUCACCUGCUGGAGGUCCAACCCAGAUAUCCAGGCCUUUAUGAAGACGAAAGGCUUUGGUAAUGACUUCAAGCAGCUGGAGUCCUUCUACAUCCAGACACUGCUGAACAUCGUCUCUGCCUAUGGCAAAGGUUAUGUGGUGUGGCAGGAAGUGUUUGAUAAUAAAGUAAAGGUUCCUCCAGAUACAAUCAUCCAGGUAUGGCGAGAAGAGGUACCAGUAAAUUAUUUGAAGGAGCUGGAGCUAAUUACUAGAGCCGGCUUGCGUGCCCUGCUCUCUGCCCCCUGGUACCUGAAUCACAUAACUUAUGGCCCUGACUGGAGAGAUCUCUACGUGGUGGAGCCCCUGGAAUUUGAAGGUGGCGCUCAGCAGAAGGCUCUAGUGAUUGGUGGAGAGGCCUGUAUGUGGGGAGAGUAUGUGGACAGCACAAAUCUGGUCCCCAGACUCUGGCCCAGAGCAGCAGCCGUUGCUGAGAGGCUGUGGAGCAACAAGUCGGUGACUAACCUGGACUUGGCCUUUAAACGUCUGACACGGUUCCGCUGUGAGCUGCUAAGGCGAGGUGUCCAGGCCCAACCCCUCAAUAUAGGCUACUGUGAACAGGAGUUUGAACAAACCUGAGCAGCCCCAGGCACUGAAGAGGGUGCUGGCCCUAGGAGAGUGGUAGUGGGGCCAGGCUUCCACUGCAUCCCGGCCGGGGGAUGGAGCCCCUUGCCUACGUGCCCCUGUGCAUGGAGAGAAGGGGGCCAGUGUUGGCACUAGCAUCCAAUAAAGAGUGAUGUGGCUUUUUUCCAUAAUGAA
This is a messenger RNA of Lynx canadensis (Canada lynx), 3820 nucleotides long. It is a transcript of the gene HEXA, whose product is annotated as hexosaminidase subunit alpha. Gene Ontology annotation, molecular function: beta-N-acetylhexosaminidase activity. Bases 2627 to 3640 code for a protein of 337 amino acids. Gene Ontology annotation, cellular component: membrane. NCBI's taxonomy places the organism in Eukaryota, Metazoa, Chordata, Mammalia, Carnivora, Felidae. The record is from RefSeq and is a predicted model, not a curated record. Gene Ontology annotation, biological process: ganglioside catabolic process; carbohydrate metabolic process; glycosaminoglycan metabolic process. The transcript has 14 exons.